Messenger RNA from Fusarium proliferatum ET1, 1587 nucleotides. RefSeq lists its product as uncharacterized. The transcript is spliced from 5 exons. Lineage: Eukaryota; Fungi; Ascomycota; Sordariomycetes; Hypocreales; Nectriaceae. The record is from RefSeq and is a predicted model, not a curated record. Gene Ontology annotation, molecular function: iron ion transmembrane transporter activity. Gene Ontology annotation, cellular component: membrane. Gene Ontology annotation, biological process: iron ion transmembrane transport. The coding region runs from base 1 to 1587 and encodes 528 amino acids.
AUGGCUUCAACUACCGGCGUCGGAGACGAAGAAACGGCACCGUUACUAGCGACAUCGCCGACUUCAUCAACUGGCAUCAUUCAUUCACAGUAUCAAUCACUAAACCAAAUCAGCAGCAAUAAUGAAAGUGAUACUAGUAAUAUCAGCAAUACCGACCCCGAAUGGACGCUCAGCCAAAGCGCGCGAAGGCUCUAUAUAUCUCAUACCCUCUCAACAUGGAACUCACGCGUCUUCGAAUUCGGCAGCGUCUUAUAUCUUGCAUCAAUCUUCCCCGGAACCUUGAUGCCCCUUGCGAUAUACUCGAUAGUGAGAGGUGCUUCUGCGAUCACGUUGUCAUCAUGGGUCGGGAGCUACAUCGAUCGUAAAGACCGCCUUAAGACUGUGAGACUGUCAAUCGUCUCACAGCGACUUGUUGUUGCUGCCUCAUGCGCUAUAUUCUUCAUACUCAGCAGAGCCGAAAGCCCUUCAGAUGAGCUGCGGGUCGGUUUGCUUGCGGCCUUGAUCUUCAUGGCAUGUAUUGAGAAACUAGCCGCUAUCAUGAAUCUCGUGUCAGUGGAAAGAGAUUGGGUUAUUGUUGUGGCACGCUCAGAUACUACUGCACUUCGAACCAUGAACUCGCAAAUGAGGCGAAUUGACCUUGUUUGUAAACUACUCGGACCUUUCUUCAUAGGCAUACUAGAUGGUGUUUCCACGGAAACAGCAAUUCUUGUCAACCUAGCAAUGAACUGUGCUUCAGUUAUUGUUGAAUAUUUCACUAUUGCUAAGGUCUAUUAUCAAGUACCCGAACUUCAGCAAUCAAAGACUACGCCCCCUAUUGUACCACAAAAUGAGGAACAACAAAUUCAUCAGAAUGUAUAUGUGUCGUUCAAAAAGGCUGUGCAGAAGACGUCCAGUGACCUUCGACUUUACUUUACACAUCCUGCAUUUGCACCCUCAUUCUCAAUAGCGCUUCUCUACUGCACAGUCUUGUCUUUUGGCGGAGUUAUGGUUACAUAUUUGUUAGCAAGUGGAUACACUUCAGCUCAGAUUGCUGCAAUGAGAACAGUCUCGGUGACUCUCGAGGUUCUCGCCACAUGGAUCGGACCGUGGUUAAUGAAGAGAAUUGGUCCCGUUCGUGCCGGUCUUUGGUUCCUCAGCUGGGAACUGGGGUGUUUAGCAAUCGGUGUAUCAAUCUUCUGGCGAUAUGCUGGCAACGUUUUGGUAUCGACACUGGGACUUGUCUGUGGUUCGAUGUUGAGCCGAAUCGGACUUUGGGGGGUAGAUCUGUCUGCACAGGUCAUUAUUCAAGAGGAAGUUGAGGCAGAGAAUAGAGGAGCCUUUUCUGCUGUGGAAGCUAGUUGGCAAAAUGUGUUCGAGAUGUGCUCAUACACGUCGACCAUCAUAUUCUCGUCACCUAGUGAGUUCCACAACCCGACAGCACUGAGCGUCACAGCAGUGUUCUUUGCUUGGCUACUGUACAGCUCCUUUGUCAAGAAGCGACGAGGGCAUCUCGUCCACUGGCCGACUUGCAUGUCCCCGGAAAAGCAGCAGGCAACAAUCGACGAGCUGUUCGAGUCCGGGCCGUCAAGGCGAAGAGAGGGGCUCUGA